AAGCCCAUAUAGGUUCAAUACCAAUGUUGAGUCUGAAAAAGCACUUUUUACGUGAACAUCAUCCGUUGUUUGAGGCGGUGAGACAUUGAACUUCCGACUAAACCCAAAACACAACAAAAAAACCAAAAUAAAUAAAUAAUGGAUAUUCAAUUGUUGUCGUUCAUGGUUUGCAGUGAUCAUCCCUUCCACUCACAUUACCCAUCAAACAUUCUUAAUUCAAGCAUAAUUUUAUCUGCAAAUAUAAUUGAUUAAUCAGAGAAUGCAUUUGCAAAAUUGCAAUUGCAUGGCUACCAAUAACAAAAUGCAGGUUUCUCUGAUAUUUGCAUUGCCAUUUUCUUCUUCUGGUAUUGGGUCCAUCUUCAUUUGAUUUUCUUGGAAUUUUCAUUUGGUUCAACUUCUGAGAUUGGAGCUUAAAAUUAUAAUUCAGCGGCAGUAAUCAUGGAAUUAGUGUUAAAAAUUGGAGUUAAGAUCAGGAAAUCUGUGAGCAUUUCAAUCAGAACAUGUUACAGAUCAGUUUGCAAUCAUCCAUUUCUUGUGGGAAUGCUGCUUUUCUUGUUAUUUCUGCAUAGAGAAUUUCCUUUUGUGUUUUCUCUUUUGGUGUAUGCAUCCCCUGUAUUUGUCUGCUCUGUUGUUCUUCUUGGGACCCUUUUGAUUUUUGGCCAGUCCGACAUACCCAAAAUCGAAAAGGAACAAAAGAUUAGCCGUGCCAUUGCUUCUCUUAGAACUCAAGUUUCGAGGGAUGACAUUGUUGUUGAGACAGAGGGGAGCUUUCCCAUCGGAAGGCUUUUACGAAAGUCUAGGGACACUGCAGAGAGUAGUGAGGUUGAUGAUUAUGAAGGUUCAGUUAGAUAUGUGCCACUUAUUAAUGAGAGCUUGCAGAACAUUCUGAGUGAGAAGAGAUUGACCGAGUUAGGGAGAGAAUUAGACAAUAAGGAGUUGGAAAGCCGGCGAAAUAUUGAAAAGGAGAAAGCGAGGCAUGAAGGCAUGACAAGGGAAGUGAGAAUUGAUGAGAAGCAGCAUUCUUUGGUUCAAAGGGUAGGAGAUGAGAAUCGAGAUUCGGUUGAUGCUCAUAAGGGUGAUCACUACUUGGAGCUUAGUGGUGGUGAUGUUGAUGCUGAUGAUGAUGAGGCUUCAGAUUAUAGGUCAGAUAAGGCAGAGAGUUCAUCACCAGAUGCAUCAAUCGUUGACAUUUUUCCAAUCCUUGAUGAGCUAUGCCCUCUUUUAGACUUAGAAGCUCCACAACCUGCUAAUGAUGAGUCUGAUUCUGAGACUGAUAGAAGUAACGAUGGCAGUAAUGAGUUAAAUGAGGAUAUUCGAAACAAAGGUGGAGAAGUAGAAGAGGACGGGGUUGAUGAUAAUGACGGUGAUGAAGAAGAAGCACAUGGUGGAAAGGAAGAUGAAUUUGCAAUCAAAUGGACAGAGGAUGACCAAAAGAAUCUCAUGGAUUUGGGGAAUUUGGAGCUUGAAAGGAACCAAUGCCUAGAAACUAUUGUGAGGAGAAGAGCAACGAAAAGCUUCAGUUUACCAGCUGAGAAGAAUCUAAUUGAUUUAGAUAGUUCUGAAAAUCCUUUUAAUGUUACACCAAUAUUGACAACAAAGCAUAACCCGUUUGAUCCUCAAUAUGAUAGUUCGUAUGAUAGCAUGGGGUUACCACCCAUUCCUGGUUCUGCUCCAUCGAUUUUGUUGCCAAGAAAAAACCCAUUUCAUCUUCCUUAUGAGUCAAAUGAAAAUAAACCUGAUCAUGCCAAGGGAGACCAUUUUCAACAACACUUUAUGACAUCUCAACCCAAGGAAGUGUUCUUUCAUAGGCAUGAAGGCUUCAAUUUGGGACCAUCGAGCAUAGGGGAUGCUAAGCAAGAGAGGCAAGAGUUUAAGUGGAGGCCUUUUUUUGUACUAGAACAGUUAGCUCCAGAAGGAGCAAGCUGUUCCUCAUUACAAGGACAAUCAAGCGAUGCUAGUGAUUUGAAAUUGAGUUCUAGUCUUGAUACUGAAUCAGUGAGUUCUGCAGCAAAUAUGGAUGAUAGAAAGUUUAGUGAGCAAGACUUUGCUAAAGAAGCAGAAGUGAUCUCCAACAUUUACCAAUCUUAUGAUCUUGUUGGCCAUGGAAGUCAAUCCUUUGAAGAUGUAGAUUCUCUGGAAAUAAUGGAACAAUAUGGAAAAAAAGGUGUUCAACAUGAUGAGCUAGAGAUAAAAUUGGGCAAAGUGGAAAAUUCGAAACCAAGCGUGUUGGGUACAGGAGGCUUUGCUACUCCUAUGGAAAUAAAUGAUGAGUCAAGCUUGUCAUCAUUGUCAGAAGUGGAUGAAAAGGUUUCAGAUGUAAGGAAAGGUGGAUCAUCAAGUUCCAAAUCAAGAAGUGAUAUCGUUCUAAAGGUUGCAGUUUCACCACAACCUUCACUUGGUGAUUUAGAAGUCCACUUUACGAGCGGUAUGGUGGAUGACAAUCAACAUAAGGAGCCAAUCUAUGAUCCAAUCUAUGACUCAAGCCCUUCAACGUCUGAAAGGGCAUUUUCCUUUGACUCAAUUUCUUUAGGCAUGCGAGUAGACAUAUCUAAACUGAUAUCAAAUUCAGAUUCGGAUGUCGAUCGUUUUAAGAAUUUGGACGAGAAUUAAGCUUCUUCAAAUUCUAGUUAUCAAUAUGUUUCUUCCAAAGAAAAUCCACCAUUAGAACAUGAGAAGCAUGUUUCCUGGUCAGAUAAAUCCAUGGUUGAACCGCGUUUUGAUGAUCACAAGGCACUUACUGAACCGACUUCCAUCUUGUUGGUGUCCAAAGAGGAUUCAAGUACAAUUCAGGAUGUGAAAAUACAGGAAGUCAGUGAUGUUCAGGACCUUGGUUUGACAAAUUUAUCUUCAGUGACUUCUAAAUCUACAUCAAGCAAUAUAGAAUCUGGCGUUCAAGAACCUACCACUACUCAUACUGCUUCGAAGUAAGUCUGUGAGGUUAAUGUUGGGUUUCAACCGGAAGUUUAGUCUGUGAUCCAGAAACUUCAAGAUCUUCUUGCAAAUGUUUACACUUGGUCUUGUGAAAAAAAUAAGUUGAGAAUGUGUUGUUUCUUUUCCUUUACUUUUCUUGUAAUAGUA
Molecule: messenger RNA, 3078 nt
Organism: Malus domestica (apple)
Lineage: Eukaryota; Viridiplantae; Streptophyta; Magnoliopsida; Rosales; Rosaceae
Source: RefSeq, a predicted model, not a curated record